GGAAAGUUUAUUAGGUUAGGUUAAGCAUUAACCGUUAGGUCUCUUCACAUGCCAAACACCAAAAAUGUCAAAUGUCAACCCCUGACGCCAUCGUACCGUCUUAAUUCAUGUCCUCUUUCAUCUGACGGGUUCAAAAAUCCCCGUUACACUAUUUUCUUACCUCUACUGUACAUACACUGAUACAUACCUACCUUCUGCGUUGGCGCCCCGUACAAUACCGUUAGGUUAUACCCAACGUUCGGCACACAUUAUUCCUUAAUGUCUCGGUAGCCUCGAAAAAGAAAAAAAGAAAAAAACACCCCAAGGCCGGGCAGAUUUGUUCUACUGUAGCUUAGGUAGCUUCUUAGUUAUUCAUCAUCACACGCCACAUCUCCAUAGUUCUAGCUUUAGAAAGACAAGAUGGAGAAAUACAGCCAGUUCCGCGAUCGCGGAUCUGGUAUCUCGCCCUUUAUUCCCUCUUCGACGCCGAGUUCGACCCUCUCCUCGCUCUUACACACAGCUCUCUUCCUUUUCCGACUGCCGCUCUUCCUGUCGUACAGCGCCUUGUUCUUCAUCUUCCUCGACAACCUACCUUCUUUCCUCGUUCCCCAGGUCGUUCGUAAGCUGCUGUUAUGGACGUUCCUUGGUAUACCGGGGAUUUGGUGGGUGGAUCUACAGCUCGACGGCGUCAAGCGCGGCUCGCUUUCGCAGCAGCCGAGCUCGCGAUUCCCAGGAAAUUCUAGCGGUUCCGUCAUUGCAGCGCAGUUUACGAGCCCUAUCGAUGCUCUCUACCUCGCAGCUAUCUUCGACCCCAUAUUCACCAUCUCGUUCCCGGGAACCCGCAAGGUCCAGCGUGUUUCCCUUUUGCGCGCUAUCCUGCUUGCCCUCUCGCCACCAGCGCUCUCUCUGCCGUCUCCUAAAAACUUGACUACCCUGCGUGCACUCGUAGAGCAAAACCCGCACCGCGUUAUCGCCGUCUUCCCCGAGAUGAGCACCACGAACGGCAAGGGUAUCCUCCCGUUCUCCCCGUCUUUACUAUCCGCGCCUGCCGAUGCGAAGAUCUUCCCCGUCAGCAUCCGGUAUACGCCGCCCGACAUUACAACCCCUGUCCCGGGUGCUUAUAUUUCCUUCCUAUGGAAACUACUCAGCCGUCCUACGCAUCUUAUUCGGGUGCGCAUCGCUGAAGGUGUGACCAACAAUUCUGCUGCGGCGACGAACGGGGAUGGUCCAGCGAACGGAAUCCCGGAUAAAACCGGUGAUGAGGUGGACGGUGAAUCUCUGACGUCUGAGGAACGGGCGUUGCUCGAUAAGGUCACAGAUGAUCUGGCCCGACUCGCGCGUAAUAAGAGAGUCGGCUUGACGCUACGGGAUAAAGCGGCGUUUGUCUCAGCCUGGAAUAAGGGCAAAAAAUGAAGUUAUGCGGUACUCCUUUAUCUUUUUAUGUAUUCUCAGACUGGACAAGCUGUUUGCUUGCUGGUAGUCAUCUAACGUCAUCGUUACGUAUUUUGGGUGGAGCAUGCAUUGAUUAAUGCAUUGAUUGAUGCAUUGAUUGAUUGAUAUUAUUAUUUUCCCCCCACGUGGUGAAGGUUCCAUUGGAGCGGAAGAAUAGGGGUAAAAGCGAAUCGGAUUGCUUGUGAGAUGUGAGAGAUUAGUGUAUGGUCAAUGACAAGAGAAGAGAUGGAUAUAGGUACGAUACAAGACGUCUGUAAACUUGUAGGUUAGUCAGAUUAUGAGGAAUGAAACUGAUUGAAAAAGG
Molecule: messenger RNA, 1735 nt
Organism: Daldinia vernicosa
Lineage: Eukaryota; Fungi; Ascomycota; Sordariomycetes; Xylariales; Hypoxylaceae
Exons: 2
Coding region: 400-1392 (330 amino acids)
Molecular function (GO): acyltransferase activity
Source: RefSeq, a predicted model, not a curated record